AUGAUUUCUUUAACAGACACACAGAGGAUCGGAGUGGGAUUGAUGGGAUUCGGUGUGUUUUUCCUCCUGUUUGGCAUCCUCUUGUACUUUGACAGAGUGCUCCUCGGAUUUGGAAACAUCCUCUUCAUUUCCGGCCUUCCCUUCAUGACUGGGCUGCAGAACACCUUCAGAUUCUUCUACCAGAGGCAGAAGCUGAAAGGUUCGAGUUUCUUUCUAGCUGGGAUCCUCCUGGUACUGCUCCGGUGGCCUGGAGUCGGCAUGCUUUGUGAAAGCUAUGGACUUUACCUGCUCUUCAAGAGUACUCUGCCACUUGUGUCAGAAUUCAUCGCCAGCAUUCCAGUUCUUGGAAUAAUCUUUACAUUACCUGGACUCAGCACAGGACACCCGGGCACGGAUGUAUCCUUGGAAGAGGAGCAGGCAGUUGGCUUGAGUGGAACACUCAAUGGACCACUGCCUGGACCUGUGAAUGGCCACCAGGGCCAGGCCCAGGUGCAGACCAACGAAGAGGUCCCUUGA
Pristis pectinata (smalltooth sawfish) is the source of this 516-nucleotide messenger RNA. Its product is annotated as vesicle transport protein GOT1B-like. The coding region runs from base 1 to 516 and encodes 171 amino acids. Gene Ontology annotation, biological process: retrograde transport, endosome to Golgi; endoplasmic reticulum to Golgi vesicle-mediated transport. The transcript has 5 exons. NCBI's taxonomy places the organism in Eukaryota, Metazoa, Chordata, Chondrichthyes, Rhinopristiformes, Pristidae. The record is from RefSeq and is a predicted model, not a curated record. Gene Ontology annotation, cellular component: endoplasmic reticulum; membrane.